UGCCGGCUCCGCGGGCCGCCGAGCGAGGGGUUUGCCCAGCAUGUCUCCAGUGGCAGAGAAGGACAGGCCAGUUGUGGAGCUCCUGCUGGAGGCUGGCACGUGCCCACGCUGUGUGCUGAGGUUCUGCUGCGUGGGCUCCCAGCUGCUCUACAGACACCCAGCCCAGGAUCUGCUGAAGGAUCUGCAGGAAUUUCUGAAGAACAGCCAGGAGAAGGAAGGCACAGGCUGUUUGGAUGUGGCUGACCCACCCUGUAAGAGAAUCAGGCUUGAGCACAGCAAGGAGGAAGGUGCUGAUGACCUGACCCACAACGGGGCUGUCCCACAGCUUCCCUCAGCUGGGAAUGCUGAGAGCUCGGCUGGCAAGGUUUGCAACGUGUGCUUGGGGGUUCUCCAGGAGUUCUGUGAAGCUGACUUUGUUAAAAAGGUGUGCCAAAAAGUUAAUUCUGCAGACUACCAGUUCACCAGUUUUGUAUUUUCUGUGUCACUACCCCCACAGCUGUCUGUCAGGGAGCGUGCUGCUUGGCUGGGGGUGAAGCAGCAGAUGAGAAAUCUGGGCCUUCCCUUGGCAAAGGAUGACAUCGUUCAGCUGAAGGAGGCUUAUAAGUGGAUUAUUCACCCCCAGCUGUCAGAAGAGUUGGGUGUUCCUGCUGAUGGAAAGAGUUUGUUUGAAGUUAGCGUGGUCUUUGCUCACCCAGAAACAGACGAGGAGUGCCAUUUCCUAGCCACAGCUUGCCCAGACUGUUUCAAACCAGCGAAGAACAAACAGUCUGUUUUCACCAGAAUGGCAGUUAUAAAAGCCCUGGAGAGGAUAAAAGAAGAGGAUUUUCUCAAGCAUUUUCCAUGUCCCCCAAGUUCACCAAAGAACCUCUGUGAUGCUCUGGAAAUUCAGUGCAAUAAUGGUGCAGUUUUUGUGGCUGGAAGGUACAACAAAUAUUCCAGGAAUUUACCUCAGACCCCCUGGAUUAUUGAUGGGGAGCGGAAGCUGGAAUCUUCAGUGGAAGAAUUAAUCUCAGAGCAUCUGAUGGCAGAAUUCAAGGCAGACAGCUUUAAUUUUAGUUCCUCUGGAAGAGAAGAUGUGGAUGUAAGGACACUAGGCAAUGGCAGGCCCUUUGCCAUGGAGCUGCUGAAUCCCCGCAGGAUCCGCUUCAGCGCCGAGGAGAUGAAGAGGCUGCAGCAGGCAAUUAAUGACUCUUCAGACAAAAUACAGGUUCGAGAUUUACAGCUCGUCACCAGAGAGGCAAUUGGUCGUAUGAAGGAAGGUGAGGAGGAGAAGACAAAGACCUACAGUGCCUUGAUAUGGACAGACAGAGCAAUACAGAGAGAAGACAUCGCGUUUCUAGAUGACAUCAAGGAGCUGAGGCUGGAGCAGAAGACCCCUCUGCGGGUGCUGCACCGGCGGCCGCUGGCCGUGCGCUGCCGGCUCAUCCACACCAUGAGCUGCGAGUACCUGGACGAGCACCACUUCCGCCUGCGCCUCAAGACCCAGGCAGGGACCUACAUUAAAGAGUUCGUGCACGGAGACUUCGGGAGAACAAAGCCCAACAUUGGGUCCCUUCUGAACAGAACUGCUGACAUUCUGGAGCUGGAUGUAGAAUCUGUUGAUGUUGACUGGCCUCCAACCCUGGCUGAUUAACUUCUGGAGCUGGGAUGAGGAAGCAGCAGCUCCCUGGCAGCAGCUGGUGACCAGACACUGUGCAGGAUCUGUUACAGCCUGGGUGCCAAGGGUGUCCCUGGAAUGCUGGGAUCAUGUUGAUCUGACAGAGGAUACCCUUGGGCUCCACUUUACACACUCAGGACCAGGUAGUGUUGGUUCAGUCUCUAGCCUUACUUUUAUUUCUUCUGUACAUAAAAAGAUUUUGGGGAGCCAGUGUCUGUAACCCUCCAACCAGCCAGGUUUUAUUUUAAACUCUUUUUCUAUUGGAUACCACAGCUUUCCUUGUGUGGAUGCAGGUAACACUGAGUUACCUGAAACCCACUCCCUAAUUUUUCUGAGCAGUUCAUGCAGGAAAUCCCAAAAUCCAGGGAGACUGCCUGCAGCAAGUUUCCCUGAGACACUGCUUUUUUUUUUUUUUUUUUUUUGGUCAGUGGCAGUAGAGAGGAGCAGAUUUGUCUCUCAGAGUGCUUUUCAAAGGAAAAAAAAAAAAAAGUUUUCAGAGGAGAACUUUGCACUUAAAACCAAGUUUUUUCAUUUAAAAACGUUGGGGAUGCUUCCUAGAAACAAGAGUUGAGGCCUCCUCAGCCUUUUUAGGAGUAGGAAUUCCCCAGUGAGUCACAAUAUACAGAAAGUCUGGGAACUCCUGGCAGUGGUGCGUGAUGGGAAUCUAAAAAAAACAGGAACACCAAGAAUGUCAACGUGCAGGCAGAAACAAAAGGUACCACAGGGUGCUGGUAUCAAGAGAGAUGAGAGAUAAAAAGCUGUGACUUAGCAGCAUAAUGCAUUUUUUCUUGUACCUCACUUUGGAUGGAUGCCUGGAAGAGCUGAACACAGCCUAGGAACUUGCCUGGAAUAGGGAAGAUCUGAGGGUUUUUUUGGUUAUUUUAAAUGUUUCCUACCAGGCACCACCAACAUCUUUAGGAAGUAAUUUUUUUAUACCAGUAUCAUGUUAAUCCAUUAGGGAGGUGCUUCCCUGAAGUACAGAGGAGAGUGAAACUAUCAACAAAAAAUUAAAGUUUGGAAUUUCAGAGCUCUUUGUUAACAUUUUGGGGAUGAAGAGGGUAACAUCUGCCAAGACAAGCCACUGUCUGGGGACAGGGAGGAUGACUGGGAUGUCUUCCCUGGAAUUCAGUGAUGCUAGAACAGCUCCAUGAGAGCUUGAGCUAGAGGCUCUAAGUGUUAAUAAAUACAUUUUUAAGGAGCUCCUUUAAGGCUCUGCCUGUG
Molecule: messenger RNA, 2878 nt
Organism: Onychostruthus taczanowskii (white-rumped snowfinch)
Lineage: Eukaryota; Metazoa; Chordata; Aves; Passeriformes; Passeridae
Gene: PUS10
Product: pseudouridine synthase 10
Exons: 18
Coding region: 41-1633 (530 amino acids)
Biological process (GO): tRNA pseudouridine synthesis
Molecular function (GO): pseudouridine synthase activity; RNA binding
Source: RefSeq, a predicted model, not a curated record